CCUUCGAUUCAUAAUCAACAACGUUGGAGAGUGUAGAGAACAUGGUUUGCUUCUGUUUCUUAGUGGAUCAAACGAGGAAGGUGAAGCGGAGCAAGCCCGUUGCGGGGUCGUGCUCGCGGUGUGGCGGUGGUGCCAGCGUCGCAGAUAUGAUUACACAAACUCGAUUUUGCUACGUUCCUUUCUACUGCAAAUCUUGGAAAGCUAUUAUGUGCACUUUUUGUGGAGCCAUGCUCAAGUCUUAUAGAUGA
Molecule: messenger RNA, 248 nt
Organism: Abrus precatorius (Indian licorice)
Lineage: Eukaryota; Viridiplantae; Streptophyta; Magnoliopsida; Fabales; Fabaceae
Exons: 1
Coding region: 42-248 (68 amino acids)
Source: RefSeq, a predicted model, not a curated record